AUGUUUAUUAACAAAAUAAAUCCUAUAACAAAGGAGCAGGAGUGGACUUUUAAGGAAGCUAAUUACAACUAUCAAUAUGAAAUUGGUCGUUCUGGUUACGGAGACAUGUUGCAGGACACUCAACGCAAUGAAGGGUAUUUGAAAGCCUUCCGGUCUUAUAUUUUAAAAGAAAGUCCUCCAGAGUGCAUCUUAGACAUAGGCACGGGAACAGGUUUAUUGGCGAUGAUGGCUUCGAAAGUUUUUGCAAAUGCAUCAAUUAUUGCUUGCGAUUCAUUUUCUCCUAUGGUUAAAAUUUCUAAGGAAGUUAUUCAGAAAAACAAAUUAUCUGGCAACAUUAAAGUUAUUCACAAGAAUUCUUCUGAACUUCAGAUUCCUAAUGAUUUGGCUAAAAAGGCAUCUCUUGUUGUACACGAAAUUGUUGACUCUGAACUACUUGGAGAAGGGAUUCUCAGGUCUUUGCGAGAUGCCAAUGAGCGUUUGCUUACCGAAGACGCCUCUCGAAUUCCAUAUAAAGCGGUUCUUUACGGCCAGAUUAUUUAUAGCGAAGUUUUGUGGAACUGUCAUAAAACGCCAACUUUUCCUGCUCUUCCAAGUUUCUAUCAAAACUGCUACGGCCGACAACAGUCUUUAGAAAUACAAGCCAAUCAAAUAAAAGAUUUAAAACCCGUUUCAGAAAUUUUUACGAUAUUUGAGUUUGACUUUAGUCACAUUCCCGAGUAUUCAAAACCCAAUCAUCGUUGCGUAAACGUGCGGUUGCUCGAGAAGGCUAAUGGGCAUGGCGUAUUGUUUUGGUGGGAUUUAUAUCUUUAUGAAGACAUAAAGUUGAGCACCAAUCCAUUCGAUGAAAAUUACUAUUGGCGAAAUCAUUGGAUGCAAGCAUUAUCGUUUUUUCCUCAAGUUCUCGCUUGUAAUAAAAAUAAAACUAUAAAACUUGACUGCUUUCACGACGAUUAUUCUGUUUGGUUUCGUGCUUUGGAAUUGGAGAAUCCUCAUUUGUUGGACUCAUUCAAAAAUUUUUAUAAAAGACCUUCUUGUUCCUGCAACUUUCAUAAUUAUUUACCCAGCAGCCGCAUAAGUGAACUCAACAAUGUUUAUUUAGUUUCCUCCUUAGCCGAUGCUCUCAAGAAAAAUUAUAAUAAAAGUCACGCUUCUCUGAAUUUAAGCGACGGUUCUUUGGCAGCAUUUAUCUUAUUAGCGACCAUUGAAGAAACGUCCGCUAUAUUUACGCUGGAAGAGGACAACCGCUCUCGUGCACUUGUGGAUUUUCUUCUUCAAUUCUCCCAAAAGAAGUUCAAUAUUAUAAAUAAAAACGUAAAUAAGCUUGAAAGAAGCGAUUUUCCUCCCCUGCAAAAUAAUGGAAUUGGGAUGCUGAUAGGCGAGCCUUACUUUAAUACCAGUUCGUUUCCGUGGCAGAAUUUAUAUUUUUAUUACGCACUACACCAACUUUCCUUUAAAGGGCUUCUGGAAAAAGCUCCUGUCGUGGUCCCAAAUAAAGCAAAGUUAAUGGCAUGUGCCGUAGAACUGCGCGAUCUUUGGAAAACUCACACUCCUGUCAAAGAAGUUUGUGGCUUUGAUCUUUCUCCUUUUAGAAAUUUGCUUUGUACAGAAACCAACUCUUUAGAAUAUGAACUUUCUGAGAGGGACGCUUAUCUGCAAUGCUUGGCGCAAUAUCAGUUUAAGAUCUUAUCAGCUCCAUUGGAACUGUUAAUAUUUGAUUCGUUAACGGAAUGGUCUGAAGAUUUGCAGUCAAAAAAAUCUCUUAAAUUGAAUACGUGCGUGAGUUUCGGAAAAGAUUUCGUGGGCCAUCACACGUGCCACGGACUGAUAGUCUACGCGGAUUACUAUUUAACUCCGGAGCACAUUGUUUCUGGAUUUCCAUCUUUGGACUUUCCUUUGCGAAAACAAGCCCUAUUUUUUUUUGAAAGACCUCUAAAAUUUCAACCGUCUUUUCCGCCUACACUUUCCGUAGAGAGUUUUUUUUCAAAAGAUCGACUAGACUUAACACUCCUUGUAAAAGUACUUAAAGACAACUGAAAGAUAUCUUUGCCAAGCGGAAAAUUUUCAAGAAUC
Messenger RNA from Zophobas morio, 2070 nucleotides. Its product is annotated as protein arginine N-methyltransferase 7-like. Gene Ontology annotation, biological process: peptidyl-arginine methylation. The transcript has 20 exons. NCBI's taxonomy places the organism in Eukaryota, Metazoa, Arthropoda, Insecta, Coleoptera, Tenebrionidae. The coding region runs from base 1 to 2034 and encodes 677 amino acids. The record is from RefSeq and is a predicted model, not a curated record. Gene Ontology annotation, molecular function: protein-arginine N-methyltransferase activity.